Macadamia integrifolia is the source of this 612-nucleotide messenger RNA. RefSeq lists its product as uncharacterized. The transcript has a single exon. Gene Ontology annotation, molecular function: RNA-DNA hybrid ribonuclease activity; nucleic acid binding. Bases 1 to 612 code for a protein of 203 amino acids. NCBI's taxonomy places the organism in Eukaryota, Viridiplantae, Streptophyta, Magnoliopsida, Proteales, Proteaceae. The record is from RefSeq and is a predicted model, not a curated record.
AUGACGUCUUCCAACUCGCUCUGGUGGAUUAGAAAAUGGAGGGUAAUAUCUGUUCAUGAUCCUUGGUCUAUGGGAUUCAUUGUAGUAGCAAACAAUGUUCGGAGGGAAAGGAAUGAUCAACAUCAUGAUGGGUUUGUUAAAUCCAAUGAUUUACGGGAUUUGUCGGUAGCAAGCUUCUCUUUGUCUAGGGUAAUUAAACAACCAUCGGAUCUGAUCUACUUUCGCCGACUUGGUCUAUCUGCUUUCCCUGGUAAGCCCUUAUCAAUGCUAGAAGUUUUUGGGUAUAAACCAAUAUGGGGAUGGAUGAAAUUGAAUGUGGAUGGUUGCUCCUUAGGCAAUCCAGGAAGAGUCGGAGCAGGUGGAGUUCUAAGAAAUUAUAGGGGAAAUAUUGUGGGGUCUUUUAAGAUGUUCUUAGGGAUUCACUCAAACUAUUAUGCUGAAUUUAAAGCCCUGAUGGAAGCAAUCCUCAAAGCUAAGGAGUUGAAUGUUGGUGCGCUUUGGAUUGAAUCUGACUUGGCAGCUCUGGUUGGAGCGAUUCAAAGCCAAUCUAUUCCUUGGUAUGCAGCUCAAGAUUGGAUCAUAGUGAAGUGCUUUUUAGGCUCUAUAAAUUGA